GAGUAUUACAUUUGCUCCCAGACUGUAAACCCACUUACGAAAAUAUCUUGUAAUAUAGUAAACCCAUUUUCUAAAUCAGUUCUUUGUGGUUCUCUGCAUAAAUACUGCAACUAAGUUAACAUAAAAACACAAAUAGCUGUUGACAAGCAAUAAGCACAUGUCCCUAGUUUUCCCAUCCUUUGAAUCACAUACAAGUUGUCAUGCAGAGUUAAACCCAAAUGUAUGACUUGUACGACUUGUACAGGUGGUCAACUUGUAUAUACACCUUAAGUCUCGCUAAUGAUAUGCACUUCAUGAACUGUACAACUCGUAAACCUUUGUUUCACAACUGGUGUGAGUCAUACGGGUUGUUGACUUGUAUCUACACCUGAAGUCACACAAAUGAUAUGCACUUCACCAACUGUACCACUCUUAAACCAUUGUUUCAUGACCUGUAUGGGUUGUACGGGUUGUCAACUUGUAUAUACACCCUAAGAGUAGCUAAUGAUAUGCACCUCACCAACUGUAGGACUAGUAAACCAUUGUUUCACAACCCAUACAAGUUGCACAAAAUGGAAGAUGCCAUUCAAUGGUUGUAUCAGUGCAUGUAUAUUGGACAACCCUUGUCUGUUCCACUGCUUUCUAAGGUUACUGGGGAAGUCAAUGGUAAACCUACGAAAGGUGAAGAUAACUCUGACAAAGAGCACAGUAGAGAAGUAGAAACCAAGAAAAAUACUUGUAAAACAGGCUUCUAAAUGUCUGCAAUCUAGAUGUAAGGUACAGUCAAAGAAGGCAAGGUACAUGUAUAGAGUUCUUCAAAUAUUUGUCUGCAGCAAAGUGCACAUGUACUUCCUGCGUGCUUUUGGCUGAAGGUAUAUUGAAAUGUCUUGGCUAAAAAUUUACAACUUUCUUCUCAUUCUGUCAUUACAUGAUGAUCAUUUCCUUUCCUUUACCCCUUACUCCCUCUAUCUACAUAUCCUGUUUUGCUUAUUUUCUUUGAAAACAUACAUGACUUGUGUGGUGAUAGGACCAAAGAAAAAACGACAACCAACUUGAUCAUGACAUUAGCAGGAGUGAGUCUUCAGAGAAAUCCUUACCAUCUGCCUUCAAUGUGAGCAGCAGGUUAGCAGCUAGUAAAGGAAAAUCUCUGGCUAAGUCUUUGUCAAAUGGUGCAAAGAGUCGUAAAGCCAUAAGAGAAAAGGUUUUCUCAAAGGGACAUUUCCAUUCGCCUGUAGAGAGCAAACAGAAACCCAAAGAAAAUGUUACUGAAUUCCACAUGGUGACACCAGCAAGGAGGCGAGAGCCCCGAUUUGGUGGAGCUGAAAGAAAUAAAACUGACGAGGAUAACAAUGAGAUUGAAGAUGAAUCUGUUGACAUUGUUCAAGAUUCCCUGACAUUUGCUGAGGGUACAGAGGAUGAGUGCAGCCAAAAACAGCGAGAUCAGAUGAACAGUAAUCAAGGAUUUGGCCUCAAGAAAAAAGGAGUAGGAAAAAAGGAAUGUGAGCAAGACACUGGAUCUAUUUUGAAAUAUGCUGUUAAUGACAAGUGUGCAACACAAAAAUCAAAACCAUGGCAGAGGGCAAAAGUGAAAGCAACAAAAUCCAGAGGUAAGUGCUAAUCUGAUACUAUCUUCUCUCUCCUUAGUGAGGUCAAUUAAAUGCCCAAAAGUCUACUUGCUUCAAAUUACCCUUUGUGGUUAGUGAAUGAUUACCCAAUUGUUACCCUUUUUGUGGUAACUUAGUUUCAGACAGUGGAUUGACAUUUUUUUGUGAUUUGGCAGCAAAAUUGUGCUGAAACUGUUGUGAAGUUAAGCAUAGCAUGACAAAGUGUGACAAACCAAUUUUAAAAUAGCUUUGAUUGCAUAAUUACAACUGGAAAUAUGAUCUUUGUAUAAGCCUUUGUUGUUAAAGUAUCCUUGAAAAUAUUCCUACUAUGUGUUGCAUGGAAUUUAAAAUAUAGUUUGUGGUUUCCAUUUGAAAACAUGUAUGAACACUAGUUUCUCCCAGCAACAGGAUAAGUGCAGGAUUCUGUUCAGAUUAGCACCUAGGUCCUCAGAAUUUGCAUAAGUAUUAGCCCAUAUCUGUAAAAUUGUAGUUGCAUGUCAUAAUUAGGAAACUGUACUUAUCCUUUGUAUUUUGUAUCACAUAUAUACGUUAGCUACCAUUAUCUAUAAUUAUAAGAACCUUGAUUCAAGCAAUAAAGGAGAUUCAGUUGGUUGUACAGCAGUUGAGUGACCCUCACUCCAGGUGAUAUAAAUUGCACUAAUCUAUAUAUACUACCCACCCCCCAAAAUGUGAAGGCUAUCGUUCCCUUUCCCGAACUGAUUAUGUUGCAUA
This is a messenger RNA of Orbicella faveolata, 2315 nucleotides long. RefSeq lists its product as uncharacterized. Lineage: Eukaryota; Metazoa; Cnidaria; Anthozoa; Scleractinia; Merulinidae. The record is from RefSeq and is a predicted model, not a curated record.